This is a messenger RNA of Drosophila persimilis, 2087 nucleotides long. RefSeq lists its product as uncharacterized. Lineage: Eukaryota; Metazoa; Arthropoda; Insecta; Diptera; Drosophilidae. Bases 57 to 1931 code for a protein of 624 amino acids. The transcript is spliced from 3 exons. The record is from RefSeq and is a predicted model, not a curated record.
UUUGUAGUUAGUUUUAGUUGUUUUUUUUUGUUGUUUUUACUUUUGUGACCAUUGCAAUGAAAAAUCCGGUGACCAUCAAGAUGGAGCCAGCGGUGGCGGCGCCCGCGGGCAAGCUCUUGGAACAGGUGAAGCCCUGGGAGGUGUUCGACUGGCCGGAGGAGCAGCGACGGAACAUCCACCGUAGCUGGGGCAGUGUCUUUGCCAAUGCACGGAUGAACGCGGCCGCACAGAAGUACUUCGACAAGUGCAUCGAGGACCACCAUGGGCACGACUGCAGGACCCUGCAGCUGAGGAGCAAGUUCAAUCGGUCUGUGGCACGGCCCGAGGCGGCCCUGGAGGACAGCACAAGGGCGGCCCAGGUGCUGGGGCCGGGCGAUGUGCACUCGCAGCGGGAGAUGGCGGAUGCCCUGUACGACCUCAAUCGCUUUGAGUCGAACAAGAUGUUGCUCAGCGACAACGUGCGCCGCCAUGUGGGCACCUCCGUGGAGCCGUUCGAGAAGCGCCUGAUGGUUGUCAACGAGAACUUCAAGGACAGCAUGGGCCACACCCUGGGAAAUUUCUUCAUGGAGAAUUCGAGCAGCCUGGGGUCCUUCUAUGAGCUGAAGCGGCGCGAGCUGUUGCCGCCGGACAAGCGGCCGCACUGGAAGAUCCUCAGGGAAUCGAACCAGUGCGAUGUCCAGAGCGUUCAGGAGGAGGAGAAGGAGAACCUCUCGCCCCUGGAGCAUGCCCGGCGCAGUCGCAAGACAAAAAUCUUUUACCAGAACUAUUUGAAUCGCGCCUGGACCGACUUCAUCUUUCUCAAGACGCUUCGCCAGAACCCCAAUCUCCUGCUCGACCAUUACUUCGGCACAUCGGAGGAGCGGAGAAAGUACCUGGACAACUCGUUCCAGCGCAUAAAGACCUUCACCCGGAUGCUGCACUCCCGCAGUCCGAUGUACAACGAGAUGCGUCGCGGGCACAACUUGUCGCAGCGCUUCCGCGAGGAGAACCUGUUCCGCAUCCAGUACCAGACCCACCGGAACAUGCACAGCAUACUUCAGACGAUCCGCGUUCUAAAGCAGCACGACGAUCCGGACCGCCUGCGGAAGUUCGUGGAGGAUGUGAUGGCCAACUAUGUGACCGUCAAAACGAACCGCGUGAUGCCUUGGAAGGUGGAGUUCACGAACGAGGUGUACAACCAUUUGGCCCUGAGCCUGUGCGAGAGCUAUCGCCUGCCGACCACACGGGUCACGCCGUAUGACAAGAACUCCAUGUGCCUGAUGCUGAACAUACAGGCGAUCAAGCCGCUCGAACGGUCCGUCUAUGUGUUCGGGGAUCGUUCCACGUACUCCUAUCCACUGCAUGACAGACCGAAGUCGCCCCUAAACCUGCAGCACCUGGAGCAGCGUCUGUUCUUCGCCAAGCUGCCCAUUGAGCGCACCUAUUUGCUGCACGAGAUGGCCGACUAUCAUGUGCAGCAGAAUCAUUUCGUGCAAUGCCUGUCGUAUGCCCAGCAGGCCAUCGAGGAGUCCAAGCGGUGCAACAGCAAAAUCUGGCAGUUCCUCAGCACGAUGCUGAUGGCCAAGUCGCACGCGGUUCUGCACAAGUACGAGCGCCAAACGGAGGUCCUCAACGAAGCCUACAUGCUGGCCGCGGAGCUGCAGAACCCGCGGCUCUGCACCUUCGUCGAGCUGUGCCGCAUGCUCAACAAGGACUACAUCACCCUGCGCAAGAUGUCGCAGCUGGUGGCCAGCAAACGUAUACGCUCCAGGCAGGACAAUCGCUCGAGCGUCAUCAGCUCGCCACAGAUCUCGUCCACCAACCUAUCGCUGUCCCAUCCCACCGAGCACGAAAACAAGGCCUCGAGGGACUCCAGUAGGAAUAUGCUCAGCUCUGUUGAUCCAGGGGCUCAAAAGCCAGGUACUGAUCUGUUUUCAGUAAAUGGCAUUUGACCCCCUGGCUUCGGCUGAGCGAGACGCAAGCCUGGGAGCCCCCUUUAGCCCACAGCUCGGCAAAGCCUUGGAAUUGGAAAUUUCUGCCAACAAAAACCAAAAUUGUUUUAAAAAAAAACACCAUAAAAUGUAACAAAAUCGUAUCAAUAAAAAUAU